AGGAAUGCAUUGAAGAAGUGAUGUCACAUCCUGUUAUCUCAAAGACUUUGGGCCAAUUUCAUGAUAUUCUUUCACCUGUUUUCUUGGCGCCUUCUCAGGACAGAAGCUCGUGUCAUGUCCAUAGUUUAUUGCAAACUUUCACCAGACAGGAAUGGGCUGAGCUGACGUCCUGGACUCACAGUCGGCCCACGUGGGAUAAACUCUACCCACUGCUUAGCAUUCUGAUCAAACACAAAAGUCCCUUUUGUGAACUAAUUAAAGAAGUCACAGGGGAGGGCUCAGGAAACGCUGAAGCACCUUCAGAGAACAGUUCUUCCAGUAACUGCCCCACAAACUCAACCUCCAACUGCUCUUCUGCAAAUUCCACCAUGCGUUCUGACUGGAAAGUUGUAGAGGAUCUGUGUUUGGUCCUUAGACCUUUGGACGUUGCAUGUCGAACCCUUGCCAAAGAGGGUUUCCCUAGGCUGUCCCUCGUCAAACCAAUUCUAAUUGGACUACUCUCUCGCCAUCUGGUGUCUCGGCAGGGUGAUUCAUCCUCCUCCAUUCUAAGAGAGGUGAAGAGGAUGAUGAGGAAGAGCUUGGCCAGCUGUUAUGACAACCCUGUUGUUAAUAUGGUACUGUGUGUGGCCUGCUCCCUUGACCCACAGUUCCGUGGAUUAGGGUUUAUGAAUGAGAAGGAGCAGAAAACAACUCUUGAUUGGUUAAAAAAAGAGGCUGUCAGGCUCGUGAAGGAGGACAGACGGAUUAUACAAAUUAAAAGAAGUCCUUCCACCGAGUCCCCAGAGUCAGAGGGUGACAUCCUGCGAAGAAGCAAACGCCUCAAAAACAACCAUCGAGUGAUCUUCAAAGACAUUUUAGAUAAACAUAAAUAUGAGAAAGAAGAUGAAGACGAACAUGUAAAUGAAGAUGAAGAGAGCGAUGCAUUCGAAACAGAUGACAAUGAUUCAGUAGACUGCAGCUCACAGGCUGGACAAUCUGGUAUGGAGUUCCUACUUGGUGACUUGUUCUGCUCAGCUCCUCAGAGCAAACAGAGCUCUGUAGAAGAAUCCGUAGACAUGGAGAUGUCUAUUUUUCGGGCAGACAAAGGGGCAUCACUGGGGGUGGAGCCUCUGCAGUGGUGGAGAACAACAGGUGGGCAGUUUCCACUCUUGUCCACAGUGGCGAGGGCAUACUUGGCUGUUCCAGCUGUGGCGGGCAGUGCCGCAAAAGACUUUGCACAAGAGGGACCAUGUACAUUGUACAGGAAGAGGGCGAACAUUCCUCCUGAGACUUUGGACGCAGUCCUUUUCCUGCACCACAACCACAUGCCAGAUACUGAGCCUGGGCUCACAACAUUUAGGAGUGAAGACAAGAACAACCCAUAAAAAGUCAUAGUCAAAGACUCAAAAAUGGAAUGUCAGAAUUUUGACAUUUGUUAAUCUUCCCUGAUUUUAUAUGUUCUCAUAAACCAAAGACUCAUCUAAAAGUUAACAAGCUAAAAUAAAGUAUCUAGGUUGCUGUAUAACUGUGAAAAGUUCUUGUCUAUUAAGUUCAACAUGUGCACUGGUGUAUGUGACGUCUUUAACCAGAAUCAUGACUGGUUUUCAUUGGACCUAAUGGUGUAUCACAUCCAGUGCCUUACCUUGUUUGACUACUGUCAAAUCCUAGAUUGAAGAUUGCAAAGCUUUUGGCCCUUAACCCCUGUAUGACCCUAUGGCGUGUGUAUUUUGUUUAGUGGUAGAGUUGUUUUUAAUAGAAACAAAUUAAAGUUGUCAUCUUCAUUAUUCAGGGUAAUAUACUGUUAUGAAAUAAUAGAAUUUAAAUGAUGUUUUUAUUUUUGUAUUUUCACCUUAUGGUAAAGGCUAAUUCCUCCCUAAAGUUCCAUGUAGGGGCAAAUCCAAAACAACAGGUUAGGGUUUUCAGUGGUGUAUCUAGGGAAAAAAAGAUCCACUGAGAUGAUCGCAACAACAUCGUCAAAUCAGAAGACACUUGAUAUACUGAAUGAAUCUUCAAUCAAGUGGUGAUUGGUAGGACUUGUUUAAUGUAUCCUAAUAUGCAGUAGUAAGGAAUAUACUGGAGGUAUAAAGUUUGGGGUUUUUUUUAGUUUUUGAGUCAAAAGACAAUGUUGAGUGUAAAGGAUUAGGAUUUUUUUUUUUAUUGAAUUUUAAAGAAGCAUAAAGAAUACAAACCAGUACAGGGUUAAUAACACAGGUCAUGUUGUAGAAAAAUGAUAUAUAUAUAUAAAAAAAAUCCAAACUAUUCACACAUAAGACGUCCACAUAUAAUAAGGCCUAUCUACAAUCUAGUACAAGUAGUCACAACACAAGUCAGGGGGAUUACCGAACCAGACCAUUCACUCAGGACGUCCACCACUUUUUCCCAGAAUGAAGCUAUCAAUGUACUGUCCCAUAUGUAGUGCAAGAAACAAUUCUGUUUUACAUUUCCAACACUUAUUGUCAUUGAGCAACUUCAUUCUAUGCAAUCUUGAAGGGGUAUGGUAAUAUCUGUGUUAAAUCUUAUAGACUUUGGUCUCUCUCGGACUAGUUAUAAUGUUAAUAUCCUCCUUGUGAUCACCAUGAAUUAUUCUGAGCCAUUCAGUUUGUAUUCUUUACCUAUUUUACCAAUGUAGUUAAAAAUAAUAAUCCCGAAAUCUCAGAUACGUGUAUCCACAUACCCUAGUUUGACCACCACUACAUUAGCAUCACAAUUUAAACCCGGGCAGAAAAGUGGUUGGGGAACAAAGAGAAUGUAUAAAGUAUAAAAACACUACACAAACACUACACAGUAACAUGAUGUUGUAGAAAUACACAAACUAAACUUCUUCGCCACAUGGGGUCGCCCGUUCACCGCCCAUCACUGCCUUCCGCUUAAAGCUAAAGGCAAAGCCAAUUUUGUUAACGUGCCCAUUUCGGUAAAGUUUCAACACAUGUAUUAUUUGUCAUAAAUACACAAAUGAUUUAUAUUUUCGCCCUGUACGUAGUUAUUACAUUGUUUAUAUAAACUAAAGGAGAAGCAAGAAAAUGCAAGCUAACUCUAAUAAAACCCCAGACAAUAUUAUUGGAAGAUUUUAGGAAAGCUAAGAUUAAAGUAAUACAUGUUUGAAUCCACAUUAAUAUUUAUUAUUUCACUCUAAAGUUAAAAAGUAUAGUAGGCAGUUGUCAAGCUCACAAGUUUAAAAUGACUAAAGGAUAGUGAGGACAAAAAGUGGCUACAUGUCAUCAACACCAACAAAAAUCAUUAAAAAAAAGAAGCAUAAUAUAGAAUUAACCCAUCCAAAAAUAUCUGCUCCAUUCGAUAAACAUGUAAAAUCCAUUUGAAAUUGUAAAUUAAAAACAGCACUAAAUGUUAGUGUUUAAACAGGUAUAAGUAUGGCUCAAACACUGAAUGUCGACUUAAAAUGAUAAACUGUAAUAUUAAAAUCCUAGCAUUAAAAAACUGCAAGAAAUAUUUUUUUGUGGGUGUUAAUUAACUCGGCUUCAGUCAUUAUUCUGGAGAUGCAGUGUAAAUUUAAGUGCAAUGACAGUAAAUAAAUAAAUGAAUGUCCGUGUGGUUCGUUUCAAAUAAAAAAAUGUUUUUAAUAAAACUCAACUUUUGUCCUCGGCUUGUCCUCA
This is a messenger RNA of Cynoglossus semilaevis (tongue sole), 3590 nucleotides long. RefSeq lists its product as uncharacterized. Gene Ontology annotation, cellular component: nucleus. The transcript has 2 exons. The record is from RefSeq and is a predicted model, not a curated record. Gene Ontology annotation, molecular function: protein dimerization activity. Gene Ontology annotation, biological process: regulation of transcription by RNA polymerase II. NCBI's taxonomy places the organism in Eukaryota, Metazoa, Chordata, Actinopteri, Pleuronectiformes, Cynoglossidae. The coding region runs from base 21 to 1364 and encodes 447 amino acids.